This is a messenger RNA of Hibiscus syriacus, 1955 nucleotides long. Its product is annotated as pentatricopeptide repeat-containing protein At2g34400-like. The transcript has 2 exons. The record is from RefSeq and is a predicted model, not a curated record. NCBI's taxonomy places the organism in Eukaryota, Viridiplantae, Streptophyta, Magnoliopsida, Malvales, Malvaceae. The coding region runs from base 31 to 1872 and encodes 613 amino acids. Gene Ontology annotation, molecular function: protein binding; RNA binding. Gene Ontology annotation, biological process: RNA modification.
UUUCUGGAAGCUGAAAUCCGUCGACAAGCAAUGCUGAAAGCAAAAUGCUCUUCAUAUCUGAUUUCACGCCCAAUCAUCAUUCCUGGGGAAACUCAUUUCCAACAAUCUUUUACAGAGAAGCUGUUAUCCCUGUUAAAGAAAUGCACUUCCACGAAGCACUUACGACAAAUCCACACCCAAAUGAUCAUCAAUGCCAUUCAAAAGCCCAAAUUCCUUCUUUCCAAAGUCAUUGACCUCAAGAACUUCGCCUACGCUUCUCUUCUCUUCUCCCAAAUCCCGCAACCCAACGAUUACGCUUUCAAUGUCAUGAUCCGUGGCCUUACCACCACAUGGAAAAACUACUCUGCAACUCUUCAUUUCUAUUAUCAAAUGAAGUUUUUGGGCUUACGACCCAAUAAGUUCACUUACCCUUUUCUAUUUAUCUCCUGUGCUAAUCUUUUAGAGCUGAGCCAUGGGCAGUUAGCUCAUUCGUCGAUAUUUAAACUUGGAUUGGACUUUGAUCCUCAUACUACUCACUCUUUGAUAACCAUGUACGCUCGAUGUAGCGAAUUGGGUGAUGCUCGCAAGGUUUUCGAUGAAAUAACUGAGAGAGAUUUGGUGGCAUGGAAUUCAAUGAUUUCGGGGUAUUCUAAAAUGGGGCAUGCGAGAGACGCGGUGGGGUUAUUUGUGAAGAUGAGAGAGGAAGGGUUUGUAGCUGAUGAGAUGACAUUAGUCAGCGUUUUGGGGGCUUGCGGGGACUUGGGGAAUUUAAGUCUAGGGAUGUGGGUGGAGGGGUUUGUUAUGAAACAAAAGAUGAAAUUUAAUUCAUAUAUUGUGUCUGCUUUGAUUGAUAUGUACGGGAAGUGUGGGGAUUUGGCGUCGGCUAGGAGGGUCUUUGAUGCAAUGCUGCCGAAGGAUAUCGUCACCUGGAAUGCUAUGAUCACCGGGUAUGCACAAAAUGGACUGUCAGAUGAAGCAAUCAAGCUGUUUCAUGGCAUGAAGGAUGCAGGCGUUAACCCAGACAAAAUUACAUUGGCCGGAGUUCUUUCAGCAUGUGCCUCAAUUGGGGCCAUUGACUUGGGGAAAUGGAUUGAUACAUAUGCAUCACAAAGAGGCUUACAACACAAUAUCUUUGUUUCUACUGCAUUGGUUGAUAUGUAUGCCAAGUGUGGGAGCUUGUAUGAUGCACAAAGAGUAUUUGAAAACAUGCCUAUAAAAAAUGAGGUUUCAUGGAAUGCAAUGAUCUCUGCUUUUGCUUUCCAUGGGCGAUCUCAGGAGGCUUUAUCACUAUUUGAGCGCAUGUCAACAGAAGGUAUGGAUGCCCGCCCAAAUGAUGUGACAUUUGUGGGAGUACUUUCAGCAUGUGUGCAUGUUGGAUUAGUUGAUGAAGGCUGGCGGUAUUUUAACUUGAUGAGCUUGUCGUAUGGUUUAACCCCAAAAAUUGAGCAUUACUCUUGCAUGGUUGAUCUUUUGGCACGUGCUGGUCAACUGUAUGAGGCUUGGGAUUUCAUUGAGAAUAUGCCUGAAAAACCAGAUGAAAUUGUAUUGGGAGCACUACUUGGUGCCUGUCAAAAGUGCAAAAAUCUCGAUGUUAGUGAGAAGGUGAUGCAACUUCUUCUGCAAAUGGAGCCUUCAAAUUCUGGAAACUAUGUUAUCUCAUCAAAGAUAUAUGCAAACUCAAGAAGGUGGGAUGAAUCAGCCAAAAUGAGGGUGUUGAUGAGACAGAGGGGUGUCAAUAAGACUCCUGGUUGUAGCUGGAUUGACAUUGAAGGUCAACUUCAUGAAUUUCUUGCUGGAGAUGACUUGCUAUAUCAUUCAAUUGAGAUUCAUCAAGUUUUUGUGUUGUUAAAUGUGGAGAUGAAGAGGGAAGGUUACAUUCCAAAGGUUGAUUAAUGGAUAGAAUUAAGAGGGUUCAGAAACAUGCUUUCCUCUUAAUCUUCUCAAUGCUGAUGAAACACACUCACAAUCUCUGUGGC